Symbiodinium pilosum is the source of this 914-nucleotide messenger RNA. The record is from the annotation of a GenBank genome assembly. Lineage: Eukaryota; Dinophyceae; Suessiales; Symbiodiniaceae.
GUUAGGGGAUACCUACUUUGACCGGUUGUGGUGCUCUUUUGAGCUCUCGAUCUUUGUGAAGCUCUGCGGCCUCCGGCAGCUGCGCGUGGUGCCUUUGUGGUUGGCACCGUGGCUGUUGGCCAGUGUGCUCUCCUCUUACAUUACCAUGCGACUAUCUGCGUUUGUCAUGAUAGCAAUCAACGAACCGGAUCUGGGUAUGGUUGCUUUGAGCUACGAUCGUGCAGCACAGGAAGCCCCACUUUCUUAUGGAGCCAGCCGCAUACUUGCGUACAUGGCCACAACACCAUCCAUGGCUUUGCUCGCGUCCAUUUCCUUUCUCCUCGCAAGUGUUGUGACUUUUCCGCGGAAGCUUCUCGCGCACGAAGCGAUGCUACGAGACAUGAGGUCCUACAACAUUCGAUCUGCGAAGUGUUCCAUUGAGCGGGAUCGUGACCAAAUCGAGGAGCAUGUCGCCGAACUCUUUGAUGGACUCGAGGACCCAAUCCUGGCUGUGGCCGUGGAUGCAACAGAUGAUUGCGUGGAGGUUGCAGAGGGUACAGAUGAAAUAGUCGAAUCCACAUCCACGAGGUCACUUUUGCGAUCGGUCACAACAUAUCUUGACCACGGUCAAUGCCUUGACGAAUUCAACGACUAUGUGCGUUAUUCACUUCGGGACAUGCUGGUCUGGGAUUUGGGCGUUGAGACGCAACUGUCAUUCAGCCAUUGCUUUCUGUUUGUCCUGCCGAAUGUUCUAUCAAAUGUGGUACAGAUAUGGUCCUCCCGGCAACUGCACAACAAGCUGGGGUAUGGCUCCGAAGAGCAGUACCUUGUGGCAUGCUACGUGGACACCAUUUUUGUAGCCCCGUUCAGCUUCUCCUUGUUUCCCCCAUGCUUGCUUCGCUUGACGGCCUGUGUUGUGGCCGCAACAGACCCGG